GUUCUCACGCCUUUUGUUUGCACCUAUUUCUCAUUUAGCAUGUAAAGCGACAGCAAUAGCAAAUAGGGUAGAAAUAGACGAAGAGCUGUUUCUCAAACUGUAGAUUUCAACAGUGUUGUUUGACACUGAAGAAACGAAAGAGAUUUGCAACAGUGAAAUGCAUCCCUCAGUGAAAACGGAACGGUACGGAAACAUGCACGUUUUCAACGAUGAAAUGAACAUCUGUUCGUCAAGUGACGAUGGGAAGAAAAAGCCACUUCCUAAAUUCAGCAGUUUCGUCGGAGCGGCCGACAUUGAGGAACGCCCGUCCUCUACUAUGGAUGUUGUGUCCCUGAUCGGAAAACGGCGUCCUAUCAAGAUACAUAUUGGCUGGAUGCACAAGGUCGGAGACAAGUACCGCCAAGUCAGACGCAAAUAUGGCGGUGGCACAAGGGAGCUCAUUCUAGACAACUUGAACAUAUAUCCGGCGGAUAUAGUUCAAAGGGCCAUUACUCUCUUCUUCCCAGGGGGCGCUUCACAGGUCGUCAGUGUGGACGAAGUGGAAUCGUUUGCGUUGGGUAACUUUUGUGGCGAAGAACUUCUUCGAUUCAAUGACGACGGUGGGAAUGAGUGUUCUUUAGGACAAUAUCUCAAAGCUCAAGGAACAUACGCGUCCAGGUGCUAUAUUUAUCUAUUGACAAAAAAGAAAGCCACGCGAACUGUUCAUGCGGUAGCAAGGGACGCUCCAUCCCGUCGUAGACGCAAUCCAAAAUCUGCCUUUCAGUCGUCAGAGCCAGGAGUGCGGCAUCCUUACGAAUCAGAUCUGUAUCAUCAACCCAAAGAAUGCAAACAGUCACAGAGCUCUGUCUGUCUGACAUCUGGGAUGAUUCCAAACAGCCAUGACACCCAGACAUCCCGACUUCUGCCUACCGAUAAGCUUGGAUUCAUCCUGGAGGACAAAUCUGGGUUGGAGAUCAGAUACACCUUUGAUCCCUCGUCACCUUUCGCUGACCUCGUGCCAGUGGAUCAGAAUUUACAUGGCAAGACUGUCUGGGACUUCUCGCGAUUUCGAUUCCCAAAUAUCAGUGAUGCCCACUUUGAACCCACGGAUCACGAGUUCGUUGUGAAGAGGAUACAGAAAAAGAGACAUGUAUUUGUGAACACGGAACUGGCUGUCGAAUCUGGAAAGACUGUAUUUAUAUUCCCCAUGGAGUCUCCUUCUUCUGGGUUCAUUGUACAUCAUCCUUCCGAGUUGUGGGGGUACGACAGAGAUCAAAUUGUCCUUGGCGUUAUUGCCAGUUGCCAUGGUCUUUCCAAACCGAAGUACUCCUGGUACAGGGACGAAGCUGUAUAUAAGGAAGGUUUGAACCUCUGCUGUAUUACCGUAAACAUGCCUGGCGUUUACUACUGCAGGAUCGAAUUUGGGAGCUGCUAUGAUAUCUCUCAUCCACUGCACAUCGUAGAGUUUAGUGACUGUUCAUUCAAGAGACCAAAGCUUGAGAUGGCGCCUACAGAUGUUAACGCAAACUGUUGUCAAGAUGUUGCUGAUGCAAAUAAUUUGCCAUCCCGAAUUAUUCCGUCAGUUAACAGAGAGCACUUAGACGUUGAUUUCACCGGAAAUGUUUGCAGUGGUACAUAUGGUACGGUGUAUCGGGGUAGCUGGCUGGCCACGGACGUGCAUGUGGAAAUUGUCAGCCUCACAGACAUGGAUGGAGACGACUUCGUGCAGUGUAUUCGUGAAGUGAACAGCCGAAUACGCCAUCCAAAUAUACUGUGUCUUAUGGCGUGUGUCGAAAACGACAAAACCUUGAUGCUUCUCUCGGAAUAUCACGAAGGUGCGACGCUGGAAGCGGUAACGUUCAGUGCAGAGACUAGGCAAUAUAUGUGCCUCGACACCUUCCAUAAACACAUCGUUGCUAAGCAGUGUUGCCAAGCAUUGGUCUACCUUCACGCGCUUUCGCCUCCCAUCAUGCACCGCAGUAUACAUCCGGGUAGUGUGUGGGUAUUGAACGAGGGUGCAACUGCAAAGCUCAGCAGUCCGCAUGUGUCACAGGGUACGACUAGGAGCAAUGAUGAGAUGGCGCUGUAUCUGCCUCCUGAAGUAUUGGUUUCUCAACAGGAUGGGGACCUGGCUGCUGACAUUUGGGGGAUGGGUGCAACCCUCACAGAGAUGUUCACGGAGAGUCGGCUCUGGGGUAAGCUCAUGCAGCAUCCCGCACCGAUUGAUGUUGUAACGAAACAGUUGGAAUUUGGUCAAAGUCCUGUGUCUUUACAGUCUUUGGACAUGCACAGGGAGAUUAUUACUGCCUGCUUGAAUAUGGAUCCGUCACUGAGGCCUUCUGCCAUGCAGUUGCUGUCUUACCUCAAAGAAUAGCCAUGUAUAUAUAUGACAAUAUAUACGGUUCUAUUACCAUCUUUCAAUUUGUGGUCAUAUUGAACAAUUGUGAAGAAACACUAUUAAAAUGACGCAAGAACAUGGGUGUCCUAGUCAUCAUGGUUACUGCAAUCUGCCGUGCAGAGUUACGUCCCUUAGGAGUGCCAGGAAGUUAUGAUCGUAUGUUCUAAUCUCAGUUCAUCAUAUUUUGUUCCAAGGU
Molecule: messenger RNA, 2573 nt
Organism: Haliotis rubra (blacklip abalone)
Lineage: Eukaryota; Metazoa; Mollusca; Gastropoda; Lepetellida; Haliotidae
Biological process (GO): protein phosphorylation
Molecular function (GO): ATP binding; protein kinase activity
Source: RefSeq, a predicted model, not a curated record